CUAAACUAUAUGAGUCUAAAUCCAAAGCCUUAAGUUUUAUGUGAGGGGUUAUAAUGCAGGUCUCGAUUUCUUUAAAAGCGAUGCAAUUACUAUAAAAAAAGUAUAGAACUACUGAGGAUCUAAUUAUAUCAAGCAGAGACUCCUAAGAAAUUAUCAGAAUCUAAGGUUUCUGUAGCUUCUACUGAUUCUAAUUUCUCAACUUUGGCUGAUGAAAACGAUUCGACCCCUAAUUUACAAGAAAAAUUGUAAUAGAAAUAAUGUAAAAUCUACGAACUUAAAGAGGCCAUGUUAACUCUUUAAAGUAAGGUUAAUAGUUUGCAAGCAUAAAACGAUGAAAUGUAAAUUCAAUUAUCAAAGCAACACAAAGAAUUUCUUAGAAAUGACAAAGUGACUCAUUCUGUGAAUCUCCCAAAAUCUACCAGUCAGACAGAAAAGGCAAUGGCGGUGAUUGACAAAUUUAUUUAACCAUUCACUGUAAACUCAUUCAAAUCUUAAGAUGGCAAACCUCCAUCGACUGAAGAGAAGAGGAAGAUGAUAAAGAGAAUGAGCAUGAAUGCAGGGGCAUCUGCAUUUAUGAUGGCCAUGAAAGGGGAUUAUACUACAUUGUAGAGUGCUUUCGAGGAGAUCUAAAGUAACAACAAUCUUGAACAAUCCUGAAUUAAUUAAUUUAAUAUAUAAAUUUUUGUUGCCGCAUACAAAGCA
Molecule: messenger RNA, 702 nt
Organism: Paramecium tetraurelia
Lineage: Eukaryota; Ciliophora; Oligohymenophorea; Peniculida; Parameciidae
Exons: 3
Source: RefSeq, a predicted model, not a curated record